Penicillium manginii is the source of this 1020-nucleotide messenger RNA. RefSeq names its product thymidylate synthase. The transcript has a single exon. Gene Ontology annotation, biological process: dTMP biosynthetic process. Gene Ontology annotation, molecular function: thymidylate synthase activity. Bases 1 to 1020 code for a protein of 339 amino acids. Gene Ontology annotation, cellular component: cytosol; mitochondrion. The record is from RefSeq and is a predicted model, not a curated record. Lineage: Eukaryota; Fungi; Ascomycota; Eurotiomycetes; Eurotiales; Aspergillaceae.
AUGACACAGGAACAAGUCGCCCCGAGUGCCCCAGCAGCCCCAGCUCCUAACCCACCUCACGACCCCUCUCACCAAGAGCACCAAUACCUAAACUUGAUCCGCACGAUUCUCGCCGACGGCGAAUUUCGCCCUGACCGGACCGGCACCGGCACACGGGCUAUCGCUUUUCCAAAUCAAUUGCGCUUCUCUCUCUCCAAACCGAACCCCGACGGUGGUGCCCCGAUCCCCGUUCUGCCCCUCCUGACGACAAAGCGGGUUUUCCUACGCGCGGUGGUCGCCGAGCUUCUGUGGUUCAUCUCCGGCUGCACAUCCUCCCUACCCCUCUCCGAGGCCGGCAUAAAAAUUUGGGACGGUAAUGGAAGCCGCGAGUUCCUCGAUAAAGUCGGACUGGGCCACCGCGCGGAAGGUGACCUGGGUCCCGUAUAUGGCUUCCAGUGGCGGCACUUUGGUGCCGAGUAUGUUGACGCAAAGACGGAUUAUACAGGCCAGGGCGUUGACCAGUUGAAGGAGGUCGUGAACAAGAUCAUGAACUCACCCUUCGAUCGCCGCAUUAUCAUGUCUGCUUGGAACCCUGCGGAUCUCCGCAAGAUGGCUCUCCCACCUUGUCACAUGUUUGCGCAGUUCUACGUCUCUUUCCCGCCAACUAUGAAGAUUGACGAGAAGACUGGCCGCCCGGACCAGAAGGGAACACUCUCCUGCCUUCUCUACCAGCGCUCCUGUGAUAUGGGUCUUGGUGUUCCCUUCAAUAUCGCAUCAUACGCUCUUCUCACUCAUAUUCUCGCCCACGCGGCCGACCUCAACCCUGGACAGCUGGUCCACACCAUGGGCGAUGCUCAUAUCUACCUGGACCAUAUCGAAGCUCUCAAUGAACAAUUGACUCGUGAGCCGACUCAGUUCCCAGAACUCCGUAUCAAGCGUGACGAUCGGGGCAGUGCUGUUGUUGAUGGGUGGAAGGAAGAUGAGUUCGAAGUCAUUGGAUAUAAGCCACACAAGAUCAUCAAGAUGAAGAUGAGUGCAUGA